Molecule: messenger RNA, 1017 nt
Organism: Clunio marinus
Lineage: Eukaryota; Metazoa; Arthropoda; Insecta; Diptera; Chironomidae
Source: the annotation of a GenBank genome assembly
AUGACAAAUGUGACAUUGACAGCUGAAGGCAAGAUGAUUAAAGCUCACAAGUUGAUAUUGGCUGCGUCAAGUAAAUAUUUUGAGAGCUUAUUUACAUCGUUGGAAGAAGAAAAACAUCUGGUAAUUGCCCUCAAAGAUAUUCCAAUGAAGCAUCUUAUUCAUGUUCUCGAAUACAUUUAUUGCGGUCAAGUUGAUUUAAAUUCUCAAGAUGUUGCAGGAUUUAAAGAAGUUGCUGAGAGUCUACAAAUUAAAGUAGAUGUUGGCAUUCUUGAAGCUUCUAAAUCAAUUGUCGACCAAGAAAUGAGAGCUUUAAGCCAAACGACAUUAGCUGGUGUGUCAUCAUCUCGUGAUCUUAUGAUGGAUCACUCAAUGAAUUCUUUAAACACAACGAAUACAUUAACUGACACAUCAUUAGAAUCGAUUGAUGAACAAUUGGAUGAUACGAGAGAUGAACCUGAACCAGCAGCAAGAAAGCGUAAACACAACGAGAACAAUUUGAUGGAUGACAAAAAAAGGUCUUCAUUAGAUCCGUACACGAAAACAGCGAGGAGAAUCUUGAGAUAUUCCCAUAUCGACCGAACGAAGAAACCGAUAGAAAGCACCAUGCAUUGUGGUUAUUGUCGUCGUUCACACCGUAUAUCAAGCAUCAAUUAUCAUCAGAAGCAUUGUUGGAGUAACCCAAAACGUACAACUUCGGAAUGCAAGCAUUGUCGUAGGAAACUAGAAACGCCCGCAAAACUCCGUCACCAUGCCGUGAAAUGUGGCAGAAAGGAAUCUUUGAUGUGGGUGGAAAUUGAUGUUUUAUUCCUUACCAAAGUGUGGGGAUUUCCGACUUUUAAAAAUGAUUCGAAUGAAGAACUUCUUAAUUAUUCAGAUAGUCAAGAAUCAAACAUAUUGACUCGUUUGACUUUGGCUUCAAGUCAAGUCACCCGAGAAAGUCAAGUCAUAAAAGUUUCUCAAGUCAAGUCAGCAAGUGAUGCUUCAAGUCAAGUCAAAUUAAAGCUCUGCACUGAAUAA